AUCUUAUCACCUUGUUUUGAAAUCACAAAAGAAUGUGUUAAAACUUCUAAUAGUUCAGUAUAUACAAUUAUAUGAAAGAGUUUAAAUUCCAAUUCGUUUUGAAUAGAUUUGUUUUCAAUGGUAACGGUACCAGCGAUCGAUACAAUGUGAAGCAAAACAAUUUGUUCUCUUAGAAUGAAGGAAGAAAAAAAGACUUUGAACUAAUUGAGGAAAUCUACUGUGUAAAGACCGUUAUCGACGCCUUGGAAGUGAUUGUUAUAACAAGUAAUCGUUAGACAUACGUUAACAACAAACAAUCGUCGUAUUCAAAUAAAAUCUCAAUAGGGAAUUACAAUACAAACAUUGAUUAUCAGCUUAGAAAUGGAAUUUGUUAAUAUGUAUACAGUGAAGUUAGUCAAUACAGAUAUAAUCAAAAUUGUUUGAACCACCUGAUUUGAAUGACAGUGAACUUUGGUAAACUUUUACACGCGCCACUUGUCGUAACCGUGUUUCGGCGUUGAACCUACUUAGAAUAGAAAGAUUAAAUUUGUGGGGGUAUUUAAAUACACUUCGUAUAAAGAUUUAUGAAACCAAAUGCUUUUUAAUUUGUGAUCAAUAUUGAAAAAAGGUUGAAAGUUAAAACCGCCUGGUAAUUCAAUAGAGUUGAUGUGAGAAAAUUAUUCUCCAAUUACCAUAUAAAAUAGAUGUUUGGUAACAUCAUACAAUCAAUAGUAUUUCCGUGUAAAUAGAUAUAUUUGGAUCUUUUUCAUUAAUGUUUACAAAGAAACUGCCAUUAGAAAACAAUAAACAAUUACUUAACUCAUUAUUUGUUUAUAUGGAAUUAUGGGUCCAUUGAAUACAUAUGAAUACCCAAUGGACGUGUGCAGCGAAGAAGGAUACGGUAAUGAGACAUGGCAGACUAGUUCCCGCCUUUCCUGGUACUAUUCUGACGAUUUCGACGAAACCAGGCUUCCAUCGGCUUUCUCUGAGAUGGGUAUUGAGGAAACUGACGAAGGCAGACUUUCGCGCGCUUUACAGUCAUGGAUGUCGGACUAUGUGAUAAAAAGUAUCGAGCCAAUGGACAAACCUGCUUUGCAACCAAUAUUCUCUGGAAAAUUAGGAAAAGAUAGAGAGAAAAUUAGUGUAGAUAGAACCAGGCGUGUUCCAAGUGUUAUUAAACGGUCUAAAAGCGAAAGAAAGGGAACCUCCAUGGAAAAAGAUUCAAAAUUUAAAAAACGUCCAAACGAUUCUUUUAAACUUCGACGAUCGGUGAGUGAAAUGAAAGGGAAGCGUCCCCAUCAAAAACAUAGAAAUGAAACUGGACGUCUGAAACGUACACCUAGUGACGAUUCUAUUUCAACUCACUAUUCAUCUUUAUUUGAACUUUCGUCUCUUGAAGAAAAGUCCGAUGUUGUUACUUUUCAAGGUUUGAAAUCUAAGAAAAGGGGGAGACAUAAAAAUGAAAUAAAAGAACGACAAUCGCCAGAAUCUGUUCCUAGUAAAUGGGUAGAACUUGCUAAUAAGAGAAGUCUAGGCGCAUUUGAAAAAUUUAUGAGAGCUCAAAAUGUACUUCAGGUUGAUACGUUUGGUACAAAUAAGGGUCAAUUUGAAUCAGAGGCAUUUGAGUUGAUGGAUCCCAACGAGCGAAAAAUGAUAUUCAAUUGUGGAAAACAAAGUGGAAUAAGAUACAACAAAGAACUUAAGAAAAGUGGAAGUACAACUACUUUAAACAUAAAUAUUCCAUUGCCACGACAACAGAAAAAGUUACGUACUUUAUCUGCCGGACAUAAACCUCUCAGUAAGGGUCUAAAUUUGGAGGAGGCUAGACAACAACUAGCAAGAGAACGUCAAUUAGCCAUGGCGCGUCAAAGGCAGGAAAGUAGAAGUGGAAGACCUAGAAGAAGAUCUACUCAUUCACGGUUAGCAUCCGCGCGUUCAGAAAUCAGUUCAAAUGUUUCAUGUACAACGCCGUCAAUACGCUCAAUAUCACCUGCAACUACAUACGAAAAACCGGAAACUAUGUGGAAAGGGGAUAAGGAAAUCCUGGAGAUGGAUUUAAGGCGUGGCCUAACUACACGUGUUCAAAAAAGGAUUAAAACAACUACGUCUGCUUUGGAACGUGUUACCGGUUACGGUGAAAAUAAUGCAUUACAAAAAACAGUUGGGAGAUGCGAGGAUUUCCCGCAUCUUGUUGAUGAUGAUUACGGAUUUAAACCAAAAAUCAUCCAGAAAAUGAGAAUAUCCCCAUACCUUAGUAAUGUGAUCCGAACAGACAUAAAGGUAAGAAUGGGUCGACCCAGAUAUCACGAAAUCAAAAUCAGAGACUUAGAAUGGUGGAAUCGAGGCCAAUCAUUAAACCGAGCACAUAGAAAUUUGAAAGUAUUUAAUUGGUUGCAUAGUCUACGUGAGGAUGAUUUUGAACACUUAUUAGAUUUAGACAUAAUUGACAAACCACCUGAAUCUAGGGACGACAUUGCAAAUAUGCACGUGGAAUCAGCAGACGAACCGGAUAUCAAACCUCUUUAUCAAACAGAUUUUUUUAAAUGAAUUGUGAUCAAUUGUGUUCUUGUAUGAAAUCUAGUCCAUAGAAUUCAAUA
Messenger RNA from Mytilus trossulus (common blue mussel), 2576 nucleotides. RefSeq lists its product as uncharacterized. The transcript has 2 exons. The coding region runs from base 823 to 2526 and encodes 567 amino acids. The record is from RefSeq and is a predicted model, not a curated record. Lineage: Eukaryota; Metazoa; Mollusca; Bivalvia; Mytilida; Mytilidae.